Messenger RNA from Cydia splendana, 2098 nucleotides. RefSeq names its product serine proteinase stubble-like (gene Sb). Lineage: Eukaryota; Metazoa; Arthropoda; Insecta; Lepidoptera; Tortricidae. Gene Ontology annotation, molecular function: serine-type endopeptidase activity. The coding region runs from base 237 to 1922 and encodes 561 amino acids. Gene Ontology annotation, biological process: proteolysis. The transcript has 10 exons. The record is from RefSeq and is a predicted model, not a curated record.
GCUUUAGUAAACUCGUCUCAUAAAACUGCAAGGUGCGUUCAUUUCACCGGCGCGUGCGCCGCCAGUCUCGCUGCAGCCGUCCUCGUUCGCGCACGCGUACUCCCGAUCAGUGGCCUGUGACAGUGACAUGGUUUUGUGCUUUGAACGGAUUCAGUUACGUUGUUUUUGUUAGCACGGUGCGUGUGUAGCAGGCGCGCCGCGUGCGGUGAUGCGCCGCGAGCGCCCGGGACCGACACAUGAAUGCCCGCGCACCAGGUGUGCUUGUGAUGACAUGGUGGUGGGCGCUCGCGCUGCUGGCGCUGGCGCCGCCCGCCCGCCCCGCGCCCCGGGCGGGCAACGGUGAGCAAUUUUACAGUUACCAAAUGUCGCGCAAGGUGUGCACAGCGGGCGGGGCGCGCGGAGCGUGCAUGUGGGUGCAGGAGUGCAACAGAGCGGGCGGCACGCACGCGGGGGUGUGUGUCGACGGCUUUAUGUUCGGGAGCUGCUGUAGGCUGCCGGACCGGCCUGUUAUCGAUACACAGAGCCCAGUUACGGUCACGGAGAAACCGUAUUCAACGCCAUCUAGCGGCCGAAGCACGACCACGCUUCCCCCCGAGACGACGCACACGAUAGCUCGGCCUAACUGGCAGACCCAGCGCCCGUCGUUCAUGACAAAACCGAUAGAUGGCGCGCCAACCUCCUACAGCUACCGGCCGCCAGAAAUCCACCCUUCAUUAGGAAAUUUAGAUUCAAGUAGCGAACAAAAUAGUGAUAUAGUUAAUAAAAUAAAUUAUAACAGUGUAAAUAAGUACCAAAAUGUAAAUAGGCCGAGCGAAGUGGAAACUAGUCCCCACAACAAGAUUUCGUCUAGUCUUAGUAAUAUACUGAGUGGCGCGCGCCCUAUGGCCGUGUCCGACCAACACAAUGAGAACAGCAUCUCUGCAGCCCAAUUCAUGUCGCGCCCAAGCAACGCGAACACCGUCCACUGGCAGGCGACAACGCAACCCUCCUUCGUGACGAAGCCGCGGCCAUCUUGGGAGAAGCCGGCCAAGCCGAAACCGACCAAGAAGUUCACGACCACAGCCAAACCGCAUAAGAAGAAGGAUCAGAAUAAACCGGAGACCACGCAGGCGCCGUCGACGACGGCUGCCACUAACAGUGUUGAAUGCGGGGUCACAGCAAUGUGGCCGCGCCCAGAGAUGAGGAUAAUGGGCGGCAAGGACUCCAGCUUCGGGCGGUGGCCGUGGCAGGUCUCAGUCAGGAGGACGUCUUUCUUCAGCUUCUCUUCGACGCACAGAUGUGGUGGGGCCAUCAUCAAUGAGGGCUGGAUUGCUACCGCUGGCCAUUGUGUUGAUGACCUUCUAACCUCACAAAUCCGAAUACGAGUCGGCGAAUACGACUUCUCCUCAGUAUCCGAGCAAUACCCCUUCGUGGAGCAAGGAGUGGCCCGGAAAGCCGUCCACCCGAAAUACAACUUCUUCACCUACGAAUAUGACCUGGCUCUGGUCAAACUGGAGUCGACGUUGGUGUUCGCGCCGCAUAUCUCUCCGAUUUGUUUGCCGGCGACGGAUGAUUUGCUGGUGGGGGAGAAUGCGACGGUGACGGGGUGGGGAAGAUUAUCGGAGGGUGGUGUGCUGCCGUCUAUUUUGCAAGAGGUCCAAGUUCCAAUAGUGUCGAAUGACCGCUGCAAGUCCAUGUUCCUGCGAGCUGGCAGACACGAGUUCAUUCCCGACAUCUUCCUCUGCGCCGGCCACGAGCGCGGGGGACACGACUCCUGCCAGGGGGAUUCAGGGGGACCACUACAGGUGAAAGGCAAGGAUCAGCGUUACUUCCUAGCCGGCAUAAUAAGUUGGGGCAUCGGGUGCGGCGAGGCGAACCUCCCCGGGGUCUGCACCAGGAUCUCCAAGUUCGUGCCCUGGAUCCUUCAGACCGUGAACUCUUAGGCCCGUGUGCGAACGGGACGCCGCUAUACACGUGCUGUCCCUCUCACAAGGUAUCGGUGUGAUAAGCGCGUUAGUUUGAAAACCAAUUAAAACUUCGCCAGAUGCGGUGUUUGAGCGAAGCGGACUUUUAAAAAGAGUUUACCUAAUGAUAGGUAUUGGAAUAAAAUUGUUGAAAU